UUCAACACUAUUAAUCAAAUUUGUUUCUUCUUGUUACUUUUAAAAUAUUUUGCUAUGCAAACGUAUGUACACAUGUGUACAAAAAUGUUUAAAUGCAAAUUCAUAUUUUCGAAACCACAAUUCAUUGAUGUCACUGCACUGAAAAAUCGCAACCAACACCGAUUUUUUAUUAAACUGACAACUUGGUAAUCAAAUACUCGUAAAAGGAGUUACAAGGUAAUACAGUAGACGCCACGGAUAUUUUAAAGCUCGCACCGUCUUGGAGCAAUGUGGCAAUAAAGUCCCCAACACAACACCGAAUAGUUGUCUCUUCGUCUUCCUCAUCUGCUGGAGGCGGUAGUGCAUGUAGUGCUAGUGGUAUGGUAGGAAACGUUGGUAUUUCCGGUCGUGCUUUUGACGGUGGACGACCCAGAGUGAGUGGCAUUACUACAACGUCGACCUCAUCAAAAAAAAAUAUCGAUAAUGCGAAAGAUUCGGCAUCAGCGGAUGCGGGUGCAGGCACGGCUAGAAGCGGCGGCACGGCCACAGUAAGCACAGAUGACGAAGCCAAAG
Messenger RNA from Rhagoletis pomonella (apple maggot), 552 nucleotides. RefSeq lists its product as uncharacterized. The record is from RefSeq and is a predicted model, not a curated record. NCBI's taxonomy places the organism in Eukaryota, Metazoa, Arthropoda, Insecta, Diptera, Tephritidae.